Molecule: messenger RNA, 1789 nt
Organism: Polypterus senegalus (gray bichir)
Lineage: Eukaryota; Metazoa; Chordata; Cladistia; Polypteriformes; Polypteridae
Product: ubiquitin-conjugating enzyme E2 L3-like
Exons: 4
Coding region: 81-548 (155 amino acids)
Source: RefSeq, a predicted model, not a curated record
CCAAUCAUUCACAUGACGUGCCAGUUCUCCAGUCAUUCAGCCAGGCCACGCCUUUUGCGCUUGAUAUUAUUCCACUCAAGAUGGCAGCAAGUCGACGGCUGUACAAGGAACUGGAAGAAAUUAAGAAGUCUGGAAUGAGAUGUUUCCGAAAUAUAUUUGUUGAUGAUGCAAACCUACUAACAUGGCAAGGCCUACUGGUACCCGACAGCCCUCCCUAUGACAAAGGGGCAUUCAAGAUUGAGAUAAACUUUCCAGCAGAGUACCCUUUCAAACCUCCAAAAAUUACCUUUAAAACAAAGAUCUACCACCCAAACAUUGAUGAAAAGGGACAAGUGUGCCUGCCUAUCAUAAGCGCAGAGAACUGGAAACCAGCAACAAAAACUGACCAGGUGAUCCAGUCCUUAAUUACCUUGGUAAAUGAACCGGAGCCUGAACAUCCUCUAAGGGCUGACCUCGCCGAAGAAUUUUCCAAGGACCAUAAAAAGUUCAUCAGGAAUGCAGAGGAGCACACUCGUAAAUUUGGAGAGAAGAGACCAGUGUGUGAAUGAACAGAAACGACGCAUUAUGGAACGAGGGAGGGAUGGGGGUCAGUGGCUCAGAGAAAUAUGAGGAGAUCCACCACAGCCUCUGUCCAUAUUCCACCUAACUCUACACUUUUGUUGGAUGGAAUACACCUAAUGACGUGCCUGUAAAUACAUUUUCAUUUUUUUGUAUCCCUUGAGGCGUGUAUUCUUCUUAGCUACCACUGCAAGAUCGUAUACGGCUAAGCUGUUCUCACAGGCUCAAAAACCGCAUCUUUGGGAUGCUAGCAAAUAGGAAGAAUCUCAUGGCAGAUGAGAACGAGGGAUGGAAAGUUUUCAUCUUUAGCACACAGUUGCCUUUUUUUUUUUCUUUAAUAGCUGUAUUAGAGCAUCAGAGUGCCUGAAUUUAGUGCUGAUUUUCACCAAGUCUAUUUUGCACCACAGCUAACGGUAGAAAGGGGACAUGGCAUUAAAAAGGAAAAGACUCCAUAUCCCCUAGUUACACUUUCAAGGUUGUAAGGUUCAGCUUCUGGUCAGCCUGCUGAAGAGUCUAUCAUAGAUCCGAAUGGGAGAAAACAAAGCCGGGUGUUCUCCUGGAGAAUUGUCAUUUCGUUAGCAAAGAGAAAGCCCUGCAAACCACUUCUGGGAGCAUCCACCACAAUGUGUGCCAACUCCCGCUUGUUGGAUUGCCAGACUGCUACCCACCUUAAUUUUAUGAACUCUAUUGACACUGCUGUUUUUUCCUUUUUUUUUUUAAUUCUUCUCUCCAGCUCCAAAAAUAAAAGUGUUUAUGAACCUCGUUAAGUACGCUGCAUCCUUAAAGACCGAAAACAAAAUGGUGUGAAGGAUACGGAUUUUGCACAAAUGCUGUACCACCAAAUAUUUAACUAUUUUUUAUUUUCACAAAUCUAUAGCUGGAACCCUUAGAUCUGGCAUAUUAGGAAGGCACAAACCUGUUCAUAGUUCUCCAUGGCUGAAGACUUGAGCUCACUGUGUGUUCAGGAAGCAUUCACACCCCACCUGCCAACUGUUACCACCAUUUUCUGUAUUACAACUAAAACUUAGAAGACACUUUUUAUUUUAAGUGAUAGACGUGAAAGACACUAUAUAAUAGAAAGAGUGAGACGCACAAUAUGACAGAUACAGCGCCCUCCACAAUUAUUGGCACCGCUGAUUAAGAUGUGUUCUUAAGCUUCUAAUAAAUUCUUUUUUUUCCCCAAAAAAGAGGAAAAUCCAACCUUUAACUGAAGUACAAUUAUUCAUUGGGG